Molecule: messenger RNA, 603 nt
Organism: Rhizoctonia solani
Lineage: Eukaryota; Fungi; Basidiomycota; Agaricomycetes; Cantharellales; Ceratobasidiaceae
Product: feruloyl esterase B
Exons: 9
Coding region: 1-603 (200 amino acids)
Source: RefSeq, a predicted model, not a curated record
AUGGACACACUCGCUAAGUGGAUAUCCGUAUCUACAAUACUACUAUAUGGCGCAUCCGCAAAGCCAUUAGAUUGUACUGCUCUGUUCAAAGACUCCCAGGCUCUUAUAAAAGGACUCAAACCAUAUGCGUCCGAAGUCCACCCCGCAAACGUAACAUUCGUCCCAGUGGGGGAUAUAGCAUACCCUCAACCAGUGCCUGAUCUCCCAGAGUUUUGUCGAUUCGGUGCGGAAUACAAUACGUCCACUACGUCCAAAUUUCGCUUUGAAGUGUGGCUACCCGACCCCGAGCUCUGGAAUGGUCGCUUCGCAUUUAUUGGUAAUGGUGGGGAUGCUGGCGGUGUCAAUUAUGCCGACAUGGCAAUUCCUAUGACAAAAUACGGAUUUGCGGUAGCGAGCACGAAUACUGGGCACAAUGGGACUUCAGGCGACGGGACGUUUGCCAUUUCUAAUCCCGAAUCACAGAUCGAUUUCGGGCAUCGCGCUGUGCAUCUCAGUACCGUAUUUGCGAAGACGGUUGCAAAGUCGUACUACGGAAAGAGCUCUAAGUAUAAUUACUGGAUUGGAUGCUCUAGCGGAGGAAAGCAAGGCAAGGUUUUUGAUUAA